UUUUUAAUAAUAAUAAAUUCAUCAUCAUCAGCAAAUACAUUAAAUUCAGCUCCCCAUUUAUAUUAGCUUAGUUAUUAAGCUAUAUAUUGCAGUUUCAAAAAAGCAAUCCAAAACGAAGUUAUAAUAUUAGUAAUAAACUUAUUUAAUUAAUAAAUAAAAAGAGGUGUAUAAAAUCUUGGACUUAAAAGUUUAGUUUUCAUGGAUACAUUAAGUGAAGAAGAUAUUGGAAACCAGACAAGGAAAUCCGAAAGCGGUUCAGGAGGAAAAACUAGACGGUUUUCGUCUAUUGGUAUUAGUCGAAAAAGCGUUGGGGAUGAAGGUAAUAUUGUUCCUCAUUAUCUUAGAGCUUCCACUGGUUCGUGUCAUGAUUUUUGUAAAUACGGUAAGAAACACGAACAGUCAAAGUCUGCGAUACCUGUAAAGUUCAAAACAUCAAAUAGUGUGAAUAGAGAAAAAGUUACGAAAACUAAAGUGCCCGUAGAAGGAAAGAAACCGACCACAUUGACCAAAGUUAAACCUGUUACGGAUUUAGAGACACAAACCCCUGUUGAGGUAAAUAAAAAGGACAUUUUUUUACCGUCUAAGAAAGCACAAGUAGUGAAACCGGCUUCAAAAGCUAUAAAGAAUGAGCCCAAACUGUUUCAACGGUCUACUUCUCUUGUGAAACCGAGUCCAGUUAGGAUGAGCCUUGAUGGUUCAGGAGGGUCUAGUGGUGGGAUAAUAAAGAAAGACCUUAAAACUGUCAAUAAGUCGGUGAUGGCACCUAAAACAGUUGCUGCUAAGAAAGUUCCGAUUGAGUCAAAGUCCCCAAAAGCUUCUUUCAGUAGAGCCGCAAGUUUGAAAGCGAUAAAGUAUAAGAGCAUUAAACAGGUGGCUCCUCUAAAGGAUCAAAACAGGCUGCAAAAAACUAAACCCAAGCAAACUGUUUCUGACAAGAUUCAGGUAAAAAAGCCAAUGCAUGGUGUUGAGGCUGAAUCCGAGGUCAAAGAUGAGACCAUUGAGUUUGACUUUAUUCAUCCGGCUUCUGAGUCUAUUUCGGGAAACAAUGUUGUAGAAGAAGAGUUUGUUGAGGCUGAAUCCGUGGUCAAAGACGAGACCAUUCAGUUUGGCUUUAUUCACCCGGCUUCUGAGGCUAUCUUGGGCAAAAAUGUUGUAGAAGAAGAGUUUGUUGAGACUGAAUCCGAGGUCAAAGCUGAAAGCAUGGAGUUUGACUUUAAUCAUCCGGAUGCUGACUUCAUUAAUCCAGCUUCAGAGACUUUUCCGGACAAAGAUGUUGUAAAAGAAGAGUUUGUCGAGGCUAAACCUGAGGUCAAGCUCGAGACUUUGGAGUUUGACUUUGUUACUUCAUCUUCUGAGUCUUUUCCAGGCCAAAAUGUUGGAAAUGCAGAAUUGACAGUUGAUGAAACCUCUGAGGAUAUUCCAGAUAAGAAGCUUUUUGAAGAAUCUGCAUUUGCACCUCAUGUGGCUGAAAGCUUGCAAUCAUGUUCAGAUAAAGAUGUCUUGGAAGGAGAGUCGUUUAUUGCACCUCCUGUGUCUGAAAGCUCUGAAUCCUUUUAUGAUGAAGAGGUUGCUCUAGAUGACGAGUCUGAAUACACUGAUGAUGAAGAAGUAGAAGUUUCAGAAGAAGAGAUUGAAACUGGACUCACUAAUACUGAGCAGGUGGGGACCUUUGUAGGGAAUCCCAACAAGUAUACAAGAAAGGGCAGAACAUCAUUUUCAGAAGAUAAAGAUGAGGAAGCCAUAAAGCUGAGGUUCAGAAGGGGAAAGAUUCUCGAUGUCAAGUCUGAGAAUAACGGUCCCAGAAGACUUAAGUUCAGAAAAGGGAGAGUCGUUGAGGGUAAAGAAGCCGAUCAACACAUUGCCAGAAGAAGUUUUGAUAAGAAAAACACCAAAGACAGGGUCGAUUCUAACAAUGCCCCUGAAAGUGUUGUCUUAAAGCAUCAAGGUGAGCAGGAGAAGAAAGAUGCUCAAGUGCUUUUUAAUAAUGUGAUAGAAGAAACUGCGAGUAAGCUUGUUGAAAGCAGGAAGAGUAAAGUGAAGGCGUUGGUUGGUGCUUUUGAAACUGUAAUCUCUCUUCAAGAUGGCAAACCAUAAUGGGAAAAAAAAAACUGCUCACAAGAACUCGGGUUUUGUAAAGCAAUUGUAGAUGAAAAGCCUGGUGAUUGUGAUGGGAGUUAUACACAAACAAAUAGGAUGAUUUGAGGACUGAUUUGUGCUGCUGGUAAUUGAGGUAAGUGGCUGCUUUUGGUUUCGGUUUUCAUGUUUCUUUUCCUUUCUUCUUUUGGUAUUAUGACUUACCCACAAAUAAAUCAAAUGACAGUGUUAAGAGUCUUGUUACUAUCAGAUUUACUAAUGAAAACUUGUGCACAUAGUUGAGUGUGUGCUUGAGCUGUAUAUGUUUUUGGCUUUGUUUUGCGGUGAUCAUUUUUAGGGUUUGCAGAACAAUAUUGACAAUCUAUAGUGAUAUCAUGUUACUUUUGUUUGUUCACUUAACA
Erigeron canadensis is the source of this 2495-nucleotide messenger RNA. RefSeq lists its product as uncharacterized. Gene Ontology annotation, molecular function: calmodulin binding. The transcript has 2 exons. The coding region runs from base 199 to 2094 and encodes 631 amino acids. The record is from RefSeq and is a predicted model, not a curated record. Lineage: Eukaryota; Viridiplantae; Streptophyta; Magnoliopsida; Asterales; Asteraceae.